This is a messenger RNA of Melanotaenia boesemani (Boeseman's rainbowfish), 3395 nucleotides long. RefSeq names its product placenta-specific gene 8 protein-like. The transcript has 6 exons. NCBI's taxonomy places the organism in Eukaryota, Metazoa, Chordata, Actinopteri, Atheriniformes, Melanotaeniidae. Bases 2478 to 3062 code for a protein of 194 amino acids. The record is from RefSeq and is a predicted model, not a curated record.
AUUAUCUCUAAUACAAAACUUAAGCAUUUUAAAGGGUUUACAACUUUUCAAACAAAGCUGAAUGUCCCUGUGAUUUUUCCAGCCAUUACUACACAUUGUUUUGAAGAACCACUGAAUUACUUUACCAAUGUCUGAAAACAAGAUAUUAACCUAUAAUCUAAUAAUGCAAAAUGAAGCUUUUCUGAUAUCUUAAUCUGUGCAUUUAUGUUUCUGCCUCUCAUUUUUCCAGAUGACUUGUUCACGUAUAUUUUUACAGAUCCUUCCUGCCUUAAUCAGUUAAUAAAGAAGAAUGUUCUGCUUACAAAUCUACAACCCAUCAACUCAUUUUCUUGUGUGCUGCUGCCACCUCCUGCUCAGGUGUGUCCAUAUCUUCCUGUUUGUAUGAUGGUGCUACCAGAGGCCUGUGCUACAAAGCAGGAUCAACAUUCCCGGAUUGAUUUACCCAGACGUUUGCAAUCCCAAUAAGUGUUACUACGCAGCUGAUUACCAACCCAGGUUUUCCAGUCUUGAUCUGUGCGAACUCACAUAAACCUGCACAUGGAGAAAACCUGCACAGUAGCCUACUUUACCAUAGAGGAGCAGACAAUUAUUAAAAUAACUAAAGAAUUUAAACAUGGUGGAGGUAGCAUGUUAAAACACAGGGUUGCUUAUAAAAAACACAAUUAUACAAUAUGUCAUUUACUGUGGGAGUAAGUAAACUAGACUAGCCUAACAUGCAUUUCCUCUACAGUUGAACCCUCACACUGCUGCCCCCACCCACACGAACGCUGUCCUGUACAGAGAUGAGCAGUAAAAUAACAGUAAAAUCAAUCUUUCAUAUAUUUCAGCUGUGGUUAGCGACAAUACAUUCAAACCUGCUUUCCACAUUUUAUGUAGCCCACUCAGGUCGAGGCCAUAAAUGAAGAGACACCUUGUGUGUGCUCAGAAAGACCAUUGUUGGUACAACCAGAGGCGAUUCUUAGGUCUCUGGGGGCCCCAAGCAAAAUUUCAUAGGGGGCCCCUCCAACCAGUGUUCACUGCUUUUGUACUGUGAUAUUGUUUACUUAUAAAAAUGGCAGAAAUAUAUUAAUAAUGUUAUCUUUAAAGGCAUUGUUGUAACAGCAGUAAAUUCUUCAAGUGCUAUUUUAAAAUGUUCUUUGACAGGUUUCACUUCGUCUACUUUUACUUCAUUAUUUACUAUUUUUAUUUAAUUAAAAAGGGGCAAUAUGAUCCAAUGUAGUUCCAAUACAAAAUAUUAAACUACGUGCUGAAACCUGCAUUACAAUUCUUUAGGAUUUGAUUUAAAGCUAAUAGAGUAAAUACAUGAAUAGUUUUCAGAAGCGUAAAGCCGACUGGACAUGGAAAAUAAAAUAUAAACACCACUUGCACACACUUCCAUCUAUGAACUUUAGUAUUACAUAUCAGAUUUCUGGCCUAUGAAUUCUAUAAUUUAACAUUCUUAGCUUUACAGUAAAGCUGAACUAGACAGCUUUAACUUGAUAUUAUCCAAGUUAUCUGUUUUUAUUUCCAGCCUCCUCACAGGUAGCCAUCAGAAGGACAGACUGAGCUGCUCUGAGCUGAAUAUGUUGUGGAUUAUCUGCACUACUAAUUAAUGCUUUGGUCUCCUCUACAGUCUUACUGUUUUUAUAUCUUUCUUUUGUCACUGCCAGACAGAAAACGUCUCAUUUUUAUAAACCCACUCUCUCCUGGAGGUGGAGAUGGGGUCCCUUCAGGGUCACUGCAAACUCUCCACAUUGUCGCUGCUCUGUCUUGAUUCAAAGUGGGAGUGACCCUAAGAGGCCUCCUAUUUUUCAUCCAACUGUUUAUGAUGUGUAAUAAUCCCCACUGCCUCUUAGGGUCGCCACUGCAGCGUUACUUUUUAUCCUUACUCCUCUGUCUUCCCCUGCAAUCUGCAGGUGCUACCAUGGGAUUAUUUGUCUUUUUUCAUUUUGUAUGAAAGAGAGCAUGCUGUCAAGAUGAAAAAAUAAAAUUAAGAUUUAUUUUAAAAUGACCUCAAGGACAUUUCAUGUUGCAGAAACAAUCAGUUGAUGUAUUUUUCUUUUUUUCCUCUCUAAAAACAACAAUAAAAACCCUUGAUUUAAUGUUAAAGCCUGAACUGAUCAAAAUUUCAACUGAAAUAUUGAUGCAAUUGUCACUUUAGAAGUCCUGCUGUUAAACAGUUGGUUACUUACAGUGGAUUUACAUGACUGGUUUCGCCCCCAAUGAGACUUUGGGGGGGCUGGACUUGCAAGAAAAAGGAGAACCCAAACUGUCACAGCUCACUCACAGUUCAUCAUCUUCUUGCUCUCUGAACUUUUGAAAAAGCAACCUCACCCAGGAGGACACUGUUCACCACCCUCCCCUCUGGCAGACUCAGAGUCCUAAAAACUUGGACCAGCAGACUUAAAAGAUUCAGCUUUCCUGGCUAUCAGUGGUUGUCAAAUAGGUGGGCUGGUGACCUGUCCAGGGUGUAGCCUGCCUUUCGCCUGCUAAUUACCAUGAUAAGCUCCAGUUCCACAGUUGUCACGUCUGCUCCAUCUGCUCUGGCUGCUCCGGCUGCUCCGGCUGCUCCGUAUGCUCCGGCUGCUCCGGCUGCUCCGUAUGCUCCGGCUGCUCCGUAUGCUCCGGCUGCUCCGGCUGCUCCGUAUGCUCCGUAUGCUCCGGCUGCUCCGUAUGCUCCGUAUGCUCCGAGCAUGCCUGUCCAUCAGUCAGUCCAGAUGGUGUCAGUCACCACCGGUCAAGGUCCUGGAAGAUGGAGCACCGGCCUCUGCGACUGCUGCACUGAUAUGGGCACCUGCUGCUGUGGUUAUUGGUGUUUCCCCUGCAUGCAGUGUGAGACAGCCGGUAAACAUGGCUGGUGCUGUGGUAUGCCCCUCCUGGAUUUCUGCGGUGUGGUGUCCUGCGUACUCCGCUCCUCCAUCAGAGAGCGCUACGACAUCCCCGGCUCAUGCUGUGAUGACUGCUGUACAGUCUGUUGGUGCUACGUAUGUGUCUGGUGCCAGAUGAAUCGCGAGGUGAAGAUCAGGGCCAGACAUCAGCCGUCGACCACGACAGUGGUCGCCACACAGGCCGUCACGGCAUAAGAUUAAAAAUGUCGUGGUCGUACGUUGACGACAUACAACAUGUUUAGCAAGUGGAUCAUUUCUGUUUGGAUUUUGUAGUUAUUAGGUGAUAGACAAAACAUUUUGUUUCAAACAUAUAUUUCAAUAAGCAUCAGAGGGACUAUUAGACUUCUGCUUUCCAGUUUGUAAUAUCAGUAUUUUUAUAAAUUUUGGCUUUCUGUUGGCGCGUUAGAUUCACUGUUGAAGCCAGAUGCUGCUUUAGUUUUGUGAGGAUAUUCACAUGCUGAAGAUGGUAAUGUCAGGUUAAUGUUUUCUAACCUUUGAUUCAUUUUGGCAAUAAAAUUUUUCAUGUCA